AACUUCCGGCCGGCACCUCAGCGGUUGCCAGGGGAGACAUUCACCAGGCGGCAGAAGGUUCUGAGGCGGAGCGCGGGAACGCUGACUAGCAUGGCGGCCCCCGGGGCUCCGGCAGCCUCGGGGCCCGGGUAUUCCCAGAGCUGGUGCUCGUGUCCCGAGAUGCCAUUCGCCACCUUCUUCACGGCGCUGGUCUCGCUGCUGGUCUCUGGGCCCCGCCUGUUCUCUCCCCAGCCCCCUCAGGCGCCCUCGGACCUGUCGCUGGGGUCCGAGGCUGUGCGCAACUGGCAAGUUUACAGGCUGGUGACCUACAUCUUUGUCUAUGAGAAUCCAGUCUCCCUGUUCUGCGGUGCAGUCAUCAUCUGGCGCUUUGCUGGCAAUUUUGAGAAAUCCGUGGGCACCAUCCGCCACUGCUUCUUCACCUUGAUCUUCACCGUCUCCUCCGCUAUCAUCUUCCUGUCACUUGAGGCUGUGUCAUCGCUGUCAAAGCUGGGGGAGGUGGAAGAUGCCAGAGGUUUCACCCCAGUGGCUUUUGCCAUGCUGGGAGUCAGUACUAUCCGCACUCGCAUGCGGCGGGCCUUGGUGUUGGGCGUGGUCAUGCCCUCCAUCCUGGUGCCCUGGCUCCUGCUGGGUGCCUCUUGGCUCAUUCCCCAGACCUCUUUCCUGAGCAACCUCUGUGGCCUUUUGAUUGGGCUGUUGUAUGGCCUCCCAUACUGCUGUAGCCUUGACAUUCCGGAGCGAGUGGCCCUGAAGCUCGACCAGACCUUCCCCUUCAGCCUCAUGAGGAGGAUGCCCAUGUUCAAAUACGUGUCAGGGUCCUCGGCUGAACGCAGGGCAGCCCAGAGCCGCAAGCUGAACGCUGUGCUCGGCUCCUACCCCACACAGAGCUGCUAUCCUCACCGGCCCCCGAGCUACCCUGUCAUCAAGAUGCAGCAUGCCAGUGACCAGCAACCGGCCCCCUGGCCAACAUGCACUCCCGGGCACGUGCCCAGCCUGCCUCCGUACCAGCCUGCGUCUGGCCUGUGUUAUGUGCAGAACCAUUGUGGUCCAACCCCUAGUUCCUCCAGUGUCUACCCAGUUCCUACAGGGACCUCUCUGGUGGUCCCACCCACCGACCCCAUCAUCUGCCCUGGCAUGGCGAACUCUGUGGCUCGCGGUCCUCCAGCGCCUGUGGGCUCCCAGGAGGCUAGCACAGUUCGGAUGCCCUGAGGGUCUCCAGGGAAGGUGACUCACAUCUUGGCAUUCUGAGCUAAGAUUUCUUGACAGAAAUUUAUUGAAUACCUCUGUAUACCAGGCUGUGUUGAAUCCUUGGAUAAAGGCCCAUUUUUCAGUCUCA
Messenger RNA from Fukomys damarensis (Damara mole-rat), 1333 nucleotides. It is a transcript of the gene Rhbdd2, whose product is annotated as rhomboid domain containing 2. Gene Ontology annotation, cellular component: membrane. The transcript is spliced from 4 exons. Lineage: Eukaryota; Metazoa; Chordata; Mammalia; Rodentia; Bathyergidae. The coding region runs from base 91 to 1206 and encodes 371 amino acids. The record is from RefSeq and is a predicted model, not a curated record. Gene Ontology annotation, molecular function: serine-type endopeptidase activity.